This is a messenger RNA of Coregonus sp. 'balchen', 510 nucleotides long. The record is from the annotation of a GenBank genome assembly. Lineage: Eukaryota; Metazoa; Chordata; Actinopteri; Salmoniformes; Salmonidae.
AUGAACUACCUGGGAGCCAGGAAAACCACCAUGCUGGGGAACAAUUUGUGAGUGUUGAGUAUAUCUCAUUGUAUGUCUCCAUCCUUACUGUAAUUGCUAUACUCUGUCAGGCCAAGAAUAUGACAAACCUGUGAGCCACAGAGCCAUGGAAGAAUGGUGUAGUAGUGGUACAAGUUGGACCAGAGCAGGACAGAGGCUGCUGCAAUGUAGUUUGGGAGGAGACCAGCAGAGCUGAUCGAACACAGAACAGGGAAGUGUUGUCAUUGCGGAUCUGCCACAAGUGCUUUUGGGAAAAGUUUUGUUAGCACUCCUGACAGAGUUUACAGAAUGAGUUUGACAUUUUACAUCUGUGAAAAAACAAAACUUUGUGCCCCUUGCAGCUCGGAGUACCACGUAGACGACCCUCCGCGGUUGGUGUUGGACAAGUUGGAGAAGAUUGGCUUCCGUGUGGUGACGAUGACGGGCGUGGGACAAACGCUGGUGUGGUGCAUGCACAAGGAGACUGAGUGA